Australozyma saopauloensis is the source of this 2040-nucleotide messenger RNA. RefSeq names its product serine/threonine protein kinase (gene YAK1). Lineage: Eukaryota; Fungi; Ascomycota; Pichiomycetes; Serinales; Metschnikowiaceae. Gene Ontology annotation, cellular component: cytoplasm; nucleus. The record is from RefSeq and is a predicted model, not a curated record. The transcript has a single exon. Gene Ontology annotation, biological process: peptidyl-threonine phosphorylation; peptidyl-serine phosphorylation. Gene Ontology annotation, molecular function: protein serine/threonine kinase activity; protein tyrosine kinase activity; ATP binding. Bases 1 to 2040 code for a protein of 679 amino acids.
AUGUCAUACAAUCAAUUUAAUCGCCCAGAAGGGCCGCAGUCGUCGUGGAACAGUGACCCGAAAUCGUCUCCGCCAUUUGACCCUACAUUGCCCAAUCCUACGCAAUUGCCCCAAGAUGCUGGCUUCCGCAAUCCGUGGUACACCCCGAACUCUACCCAGAUGCAGCAAGGUCAGCCGACACCCCCAAGCUUGGGCUUUCUUGGCCAGAGAAAGCUGUACUCCAAUCAGCUUCCGGUAACGUACGAGAACGGCGACCAGCCUACCGCAGCCGGUCCAUUUCUCACUCCGCCAACCCGUGCAGACAAUCCUUUCAAUCAGUACUAUACGAGUCAAGAGGUACUGCUCAAUAACUUUCCUGACAGGCGUAUGUCCGCCGCCGUCGAUGGGUCGAUGUUCAACCCAUACAACACCCUCAGCCAGAUGCAAAUGAAAAAUUCCCAGACACAGGACUUCAGCAAUUUGCCUGGCCAGCCUAUAAUGCUCAACAUGAAUGCUGCCAAUGCAGCACCAUCCUUGCCGAGACGCUCCUCGGUAGCCACCGGCGCACUGCUGUACCAGAACAAUCCAAUGAGCUCCCGGUACUUGAACUCUCACAUCGGCCAAAACUACAUGCCUGCAUUUCCUGUGGCUCAAUCAGCUACUAAGCAGAUCGUUCCCAAAAUUAUAAGCGUGCGGAACAAAGGUGACCUCAAACCCAAGUUCCACAACCAGCCAAAGUACCGUAGACGCUCAGUCAACUCCAUCCAUAUCUCGCCUGCCAAUGCGUUGACCGUCUACUUGACAGAGUCGUAUUCGAUGUGCCAGCCCCAGAAGUUCCGCUACUCUAAAACCUCUAAUCCAAAGAGAGUGCUCACCAAACCCCUGGAACCAAAAUUGAACAACGGCCAUGACAACGAGGAUAGUGAUUACAUUUUGUAUGUAAACGAUAUGUUAGGAACAGAGGAGGGUCGGAAGUAUGUCGUUUUGGACCUCCUAGGUUCUGGCACUUUCGGUCAGGUUGUCAAGUGUCAAAACCUCGCCAACCAGUCGGUUGUUGCAGUCAAAGUUGUCAAAUCCAAGGCCGCUUUUCUUAAUCAAUCUCUUUCUGAAGUCAAGAUUUUAGAGUUUCUCAAUCAGAACAGCAGGUCUGAGAGCUUCAUCAGACUAUUAGAUACUUUCAUGCACAAGGAGCACUUGUGUUUGGUCUUUGAGCUUUUCUCUUCUAAUCUCUACGAACUCAUCAAACAGAAUCAAUUCCAUGGGCUCAGCAUGAAACUCGUGAAGUCGCUCACACGCCAGCUCUUGGAGGCUUGCGCACAACUCAAAAACUUCCAGAUAAUACAUUGCGACUUGAAGCCUGAAAACAUUUUACUAUGUCAACCCGACAAACCUGACAUCAAGGUCAUUGAUUUUGGAAGUGCUUGCUUCACCCGCAGAACAAUAUACUCCUACAUUCAAUCAAGAUUCUAUAGAAGCCCAGAGGUCAUUCUCGGUUUACCUUACACAGAAUCUAUUGACAUGUGGUCCCUAGGAUGUAUUGUCGGCGAAUUAUUCCUCGGAUUACCCAUGUUUCCGGGAUCCUCCGAGUACAAUCAGAUUUACAAGAUUGUGAAUAUGCUAGGACAGCCACCACGUCACAUGUUGGAGCAUGGAAAGAAUCUGCUUCAUUUCUUCGAGAAAAUCCCACCAAUGGAUACUACACAAAAGCCAGCCUACAGAUUGAAGACUCAUGAAGAAUAUCAGGACUUUAUCUUAAAGACAAAAGGACGAGAAGAUGCAGCAAAAGCUGAGCAACCGAACAAGAACUACUUUGAGCACCGUUACCUCAAGGACAUCAUUCUCAAUUACAAAAUGCCGUCGAAGAAAAUGACGCAGUCUAUGAUAGACAAGGAGAUCAAGGAGCGUCACCUGCUAGUCGAUUUCCUCACAAAAAUCCUUAAUCUUAAUCCUUUGGAGCGUUUGAAUCCGCUGGAAGCAUUGAAGCAUCCAUUCGUGAACGAUCUGACGUUUUUGGAUUCGGCGGCUCUCGCUUCGGUCUCGUUGACUAACGAGCCCAACUAA